AUGAGGACCCCAAUCCUCUUUGCCCUCCUCUGGCUCCAGGGCUUUUUGGCCAAGGAAGACGAGUGCCAGUCGGUGGCAGGGAGCCCGGACCUGGACAGUGGAGGGCCACCUGUGAGCGUGAACGUCAGCAGCCAGGGGAGGCCAACUGGGCUGGCUGUGAGCUGGUCAGCCCCAGAGCCAGGCGGGUUGGGGUUCACCCUCCGCCUCACGCAGCUGAGCCCCCUGGGCUCUCCCCAGGGGCAGCAGCGCCAGGCCCACACCAACGCCUCCAGCUUUGAGUUCCGGGACCUGGUGCCAGGAAGUCGGUAUCUGCUGGAAGUGACUGCCCUGUGGCCCUGUGGGCAGAACGCCACCACUGUCCUCACGGCCCGCACUGCCCCAUCGACGGUCUGUGACCUGCAGCUCCUCGGCCCCCCGGGGAGCCCAUCCAGCCUGGAGGCCUCCUGGGGUGCUGCCCCUGGGGAACAGGAUGGCUACCAACUUCACCUCUACCACCUGGAAUCCCAGACACUGGCACAUAAUGUCUCCGUGCCCCCAGGCACCUUGGCUUACAACUUUAGUGACCUCUUACCAGGUAGCGAGUAUGGUUUAGAGGUUACCACCUGGGCUGGCCAGCUGCAAGCGAAGACCAGCACCCACCAGUGGACAGCUCCUAAGUCUCCAGAGCGACUGGAGCUACGGACCCUCGGCACCAGUGCCCUGCGAGCCUCCUGGAACAGUUCUGAGGGUGCCGCCUGGCUGCAUCUGCUGCUCACAGACCUCCUGGGGGGUGCCAACCUGACAGCAGUAGUCAGACGGGGGGUCUCCAACCAUACCUUCCUUCAGCUCUCUCCUGGCACCCCCUAUGAACUGACCCUCAGUGCUGUGGCUGGGCCCCACCGGACAGUGGGACCCAACGCCACCGAGUGGACCUAUCCCUCUGCCCCCCUGGACCUGGAGCUCACGCCCCAGCCCCCAGAGCUCUGGGCCAGCUGGAAAGCAGGGCCUGGAGCCCGCGAUGGCUACUUGCUAAGGCUCACUGGCCCUGUGGAGAAAAACACCACUCUGGGCCCUGGGGCCCUGAACGCCACGUUCCCAGGGCCCCUGCCUGCAGGAGACUAUGCUCUGGAGCUGAUGGUUUGGGCUGGACCCUAUGAUGCCUGGGCCCAGGCCAGUGCCUGGCUGGAUGGGCCCCUGCCUCCACAGAUCCUGGAGAUCAGGGGCAGGGACAGCCCCUCUGAGCUGGCCAUUGGCUGGGCCUCAGCACCAGGACAGCGGGAAGGCUACAGAGUCACCUGGCACCGGGAGGACAGCCAGAUGUCACCAGGCGGUCUCGUAGACUUGGGCCCGGACAAUUCCAGCCUGACGCUGAGAGGUCUGGUGCCGGGAUCCUGCUACACCGUGUCCGUGUGGACCUGGGCAGGGAACCUCAGCUCCAGCAUCCAGAGUGCCCGCGCCUGCACCCUUCCUGCCCCUCCAACCAACUUGAGGCUGGGCCCUGUACCCCACACCCCGGUCCUGAGGGCUUCCUGGAGCCCCCCACCAGGGGGCAGGGAUGGCUUCCGCCUUCGGCUCUAUCAUCUCAGGCCCCUGACUCUGGAAAAAGAGGCCACUCUGACUGCAGAGGCUCAGAACUUCUCCUGGACCCAGCUGACCCCAGGCACCGAGUUUCUGGUACUGCUGUGCACGCUGCGAGAGGCGGAUGAGAGCCGCAGCGUCAACGCCACCGGCUGGACACCCCCCCUCGCCCCUCCUCUGAUAAACGUGACCAGUGAAGGCCCCACCCAGCUCCAGGCAUCCUGGGCCCAUGCUCCAGGGGGCCGGGAUGGCUACGAGGUGACCCUGUACCAGGCGGGGGUCCCGAGAGGCACCAAUGUGGUGGGAGCCGAGGUGGACAGCAUGGGCUUCUCAGCUCUGACUCCCGGCACUGAGUAUGAGGUGGAGAUCGUCUCCCGGGCGGGGCCCCUCCAUGCUGCGGGGGUCAGCGCCUCCGGCUGGACCUCCCCGCUCACGCCCAGUGAGCUGCUGGUGUCCAUGCAAGCCGGCAGUGUGGUGGUCAGCCUGGUGUGGGCCAGCGGCCCCUUGGGGCAGGGGGUGUGCCACGCGCGACUGUCAGAGGCUGGACACCCCUCCAGGGAGCAGCCCCUGGCGCUCGGCCAAGCCCACCUCCUCCUGAGGAACCUCACCCCUGGACGCAACCUCUCCCUGUCUGUGCUGUGCCAAGCGGGGCCGCUGCAAGCGUCCACUCACCCCGUGGUGCUGCCCGUUGAGCCUGGCCCCGUGGAGGACGUGCAGUGCCUGCCUGAGGCCACUCACCUGGUCCUGAACUGGACGAUGCCUGUGGGGGACGUGGGCACCUGUCUGGUGGUGGCGGAGCAGCUGGCGGCGGGGGGACACGCUCACCUCAUCUUCCAGGCCAACACGUCCAAGGCUGCGCUCCUGCUGCCGCGCCUGGCACCUGCCACCUCCUACCGCCUCAGCCUCACGGUGCUGGGCAGGAACGGCCUGUGGAGUCGGGCGGUCACCUUGGUGUGCGCCACUUCUGCAGAGGCCUGGCACCCCCCAGAGUUAGGGGAAGCCCCGCAGCUGGAGCCUGAGACGGGGAUGGGAGUGAUGAUCACUCGGGGCAUGUUUGGCGAGGACGAUGGGAAGAUCCAGUGGUACGGUGUCCUGGCCACCACCAACAUGUCAUUGUCCAGGCCUCCCCAGGAAGCCAUCAACAACACGUGGUUUGACCACUACUACAGAGGACAUGACUCCUACCUGGCCGUCCUGCUUCCCAACCCCUUCUACCCGGGGCCCUGGGCUGUGCCGGGUUCCUGGAUGGUGCCUAUGGGUACAGAGAACUGUGGCCAGACCCAGGAGAUAUGUAAUGGACGACUCAAGCCAGGUUUUCAGUAUCGGUUCAGUGUCGUGGCUUUUACCAGAUACAAUUCUCCCGAGACCAUUAUUUCCUUCUCUGCCUUCUCAGAGCCCCGGGCCAGUGUCUCCCCGGCAGCAGUGUCCCUCCCUGGGGCAGUGGGCAUUGUGGCGGGCUCUGUGCUCACCAUCUGUGCUGUGCUGGGUCUGUUGUGCUGGAGGCGAGUGAAGGGACAAAGGGCAGAGAAGAACCGAUUUUCCCAAGAGUUGAUGGCCUACAGCCCUCGGCGGACCCACCGGCCAAUCCCGAUUCACAGCUUCCGGCAGAGCUACGAGGCCAAGAGUGCACAUGCCCACCAGGCUUUCUUUCAGGAGUUUGAGGAGCUGAAGGAGGUGGGCAGGGAGCAGCCCAGACUGGAAGCCGAGCACCCUGCCAAUGCCAGCAAGAACCGUUACCCGCACGUGCUGCCCUACGACCACUCCCGGGUCAGGCUGACCCAGCUGGAUGGAGAGCCCCAUUCUGACUACAUCAACGCCAACUUCAUCCCAGGUUACACCCACCCUCAGGAAUUCAUUGCCACCCAGGGGCCUCUCAAGAAGACUCUGGAGGACUUCUGGCGGCUGGUGUGGGAGCAGCAGGUCCACAUCAUCAUCAUGCUGACCGUGGGCAUGGAGAACGGCAGGGUGCUGUGUGAGCAUUACUGGCCGGCUGACCCCAGCCCUGUCACCUAUGGCCACAUCACUGUCCACCUCCUGGUUGAGGAGCCUGAGGAAGAGUGGACCAAGCGGGAGUUCCAGCUGAAGCACGUUGCCCAGCAACAGCAGAGGAGGGUGAAGCAGCUGCAGUUCACCACCUGGCCUGACCACAGUACCCCUGAGGCCCCGGGCUCCCUGCUGGCCUUCGUGAAGCUGGUGCAGGAGCAGACACGGGCCACCCAGGGCACCGGGCCCGUCCUGGUGCACUGCAGUGCCGGCGUGGGCCGCACCGGCACCUUUGUGGCCCUGUUGAGGCUGCUGCAGCAGCUGGAGGCCGAGCAGACGGUGGACGUGUUCAACGCUGUGUAUGCGCUGCGGCUUCACCGGCCGCUCAUGAUCCAGACCCCGAGCCAGUACAUCUUCCUGCACAGCUGCCUCCUGGACAAGAUUCUGGAAGGGCCCUCUGCCUCCCCUCAGUCCCAGCCCAUCUCUGUGAGGAACUUUGCACAGGCCUGUGCCAAGAGAGCGGCCAACGCCAAUGCUGGCUUCUUGAAGGAGUAUGAGCUCCUGCUCCAGGCCAUUAAGGACCAGGACGGCUCUCUGACGCCUCCUCCUGGCUAUGAUCGGGACAGCGUGGUGCCCUAUGACCAUUCUCAAGAGCCGUUUUCUCCGGAGGAGGACAGUCCCCCUGACCAGCUGCUAGAAGCCUGGCUUUUCCCUGGAGGGUUGUCUGGCCGUGACCACGUGGUGCUGACCGGUCCUGCAGGGCCCGAGGAGCUCUGGGAGCUGGUGUGGGAGCAUGGGGCCUACGUUCUGGUUUCCCUGUGCCCACCUGACACCAGGGAAGAGGUGAGGGACAUCUGGCCCACGGAGACGCAGCCUGUCGUCAUGGACGUGGUGACGGUGCACUGGGUGGCUGAGAGCAGCACAGCGGGCUGGCCCUGCACCCUCUUCAGGGUCACACACGGGGAGAGCGGGAAGGAGAGGCAGGUGCAGCGGCUGCAGUUUCCGUGCGGGGAGCCGGGGCGUGAGCUGCCCGCCACCACCCUGCUGGCCUUCCUGGCGGCCGUGGGCCAGUGCUGCUCCCAGGACAGGAAGAGGCCAGGCACGCUGCUCAGCCACUCCAGCAAGGGUGUGGCCCAGCUGGGCACCUUCCUGGCUAUGGAUCAGCUGUUGCAGCAGGCUGACGCUGAGUGCACCGUGGACGUCUUUAACGUUACCCUUCAGCAGGCUCAGGCCUGUGCCCACAUGACCCCAACGCUGGAGCAGUAUAUCUACCUCUACAACUGUCUGAACAGCGCACUGCUGGACGGGCUGCCUUGAGCCCCACUGGUCAUGGAACCCAGGUGGCUGGAGGGCCAGCCCAGUGAGUCCCCUCUGGCAGGUCUUCCCUGAAGAACCCUGUGUUUAGAAGGGGCAGUGCCUGGAAUAAAGAAUGUGACCACCGGGCCCUCCUGGUGGCGCAGCAGGUUAAAGCACAGC
Messenger RNA from Condylura cristata (star-nosed mole), 5016 nucleotides. RefSeq names its product receptor-type tyrosine-protein phosphatase V-like. The transcript has 32 exons. The record is from RefSeq and is a predicted model, not a curated record. Gene Ontology annotation, biological process: protein dephosphorylation. Lineage: Eukaryota; Metazoa; Chordata; Mammalia; Eulipotyphla; Talpidae. Bases 1 to 4857 code for a protein of 1618 amino acids. Gene Ontology annotation, molecular function: protein binding; protein tyrosine phosphatase activity.